UUCCACUCAUUCCCGGCGCCGCUCGGGGAGGUGCGUCUCCGGCAUGGCCGCGGCCGACCCUGGGGACCCGGCGCCGGAGCCAAACCCUGCCGGACUACUGCUGGGCCAUAUCGUGGCCUCGGGGACAGUCGCUCAGAGAGGAAUGGAGAGAGAGAGAUAGAAACAUCAAUAAUGAGACAAUCAUUGAUCAGCUGCCUUCUGCAUGCCCUACACUGAGAGGAUCAAGCUGGAAACCCAGGAGAUAUUAGAUAUAUCUAAGAAAUCAACUCCUUGCUUUGUGAACUUCUCCAGGCUACAGCAGAUCACAAAUAUUCAAGCUGAAGUCAAUCAGAAAAACCUGGAAAUUGAACUUCUAAAACUAGAAAAAGAUACAGCAGACAUUGUUCAUCCUUCUUUUUUGGCUCAAAAGUGUCAAACUCUGCAAAGCAUGAAUAAUCAUUUGGAAGCAGUGCUAAAAGAGAAGAGGUCCCUCAGGCAAAGACUGUUGAAACCCAUGUGCCAGGAAAACCUGCCUAUUGAAGCAGUUUAUCACAGAUACAUGGUACAUUUGCUGGAGUUGGCAGUGACUUUUAUUGAGAGAUUAGAAACCCACCUUGAAACAAUUAGAAAUAUUCCUCAUUUAGAUGCAAAUCUAAAGAGAAUGAGCAAGGCUUUAGCCAAGAUGGAUAUUUUGGUGACUGAGACAGAAGAACUGGCAGAGAAUAUACUCAAGUGGCGAGAACAACAAAAGGAAAUUUCCUCUUCUAUCCCCAAAAUAUUAGCUGAAGAAAAUUAUCUUCACAAAUGUAUUGUAACACCAUAACGCCUUCUUUAUCUUUACUUCUAAAGUUUAUGUCCAAACUAUUAAUGCCAAAUGAUACAACUGGUUCAAUUAAGCAAAAAUGAUUUCUUUUUGCUUAACUGUAUGUAGUCGUGUGAAGUCCAUUUCUAGUCAGUGAUAACAUGGGUAUUUAUAGGCUUUGCUGCUAGCAAUACUGAAAGAGCCCUCUCUAUGUUAGAGUACUAAAAUUCCAAGUUCAUUAAGAGCAAAUUAAAUUUUCCUUCAUUUUUCAUAUGUGUGUGUGUGCAUGUGCAUAUUUAUUUAUUUAUUUUUUUUGGCUAAUCCUCACCUGAGAAUAUUUUUCCAUUGAUUUUUUAGUGAAAGUAGAAGGGAGGGGGAAAGACAGAGAGAAACAUGGAUGUUAGAGAAACACAGUGAUUGAUUGCCUCCUGUACAUGCCUUUACCAGGGCCGGGGAUCAAGCCCGCAACUGAGGUAUGUGCCCUUGACCAGAAUUGAACCCGGGAUCCUUUAGUCUGUGGGCCAAUGGCCAAUGCUCUAUCCACUGUGCCAAACUGGCUAAGGCUCUUUUUCAUAUAUUUUCAUUCCACUUUUGAAUAAAAUUUAUGAAGAUCAAGUAUAACUGUGGCAGUUUAUUAACAUAUUAUCUCAGGCAGCAGACUCUAUAUGUCUUUUUUUUUAAUGCUUGUUUCUGAAUUAGAAGAGUCUUGAAUCUCAAUAUAUGUUGAUUAUUCCUAUGAGAUUGUCACUAAAUGUGCAAAAAAUAGUAGCAUACUAUCUUUUGUAAGACUUGCUUGCAAGGUGGGUCCUUUGCUGGUGUCUGGGAACUUAAAUUUCAAGAGGUUUCCCUCCACUCUCAAUAAUAAGAGUUGUCCUCUGUGAUGAAGCUGUUUGUACAGUGUGGUUUGUGCGGAACACCUGCUUUCUUUCUGGAAGUCCAAAAUUUUGGUACAUGCUAGGCAGAAGGUACCUGUGUGACUAGCCUGCAGAAAUAAGUCUGAGCCUGGCAUCUCUUUCAUAGUAGACAUUGCACAAUAUCACAACUCAGGUGCUGAGGGAAUUAAGCACAUCCUGCGUAACUUCUACUGGCAGAGGACUCUGGAAGCUGUCUGUGCCUGGUUUACCCCAGGCUUUGUCCCGUAUACCUUUUCCCUUUGCUCUUUUGAUUUUAUGUUUUUACUGUAAUAAAUCAUAGCCAUGAAAACGGUGAUAUGCUGAGUCCUGUGAAUCCUCCAAGCAUGUCAUCAAACCUGGGUAGUGACGCUGACAUAUUGAGCAAUUCUUGAGGGUGUUCACUGGCAGCCUUAGAAAGUCAAAGAGAAAGGCACAUUAUGGCAGAUCUUUUAGAGGCUUACAUUAUGAGGUACUCAGAUAUUUUACCUAUCUGAGAUUAUUAUGCAUAUAAAAGGAAGUGGUAUACUAAGAUUUACUAAUACUAAGCCUCAGGAUGUACUCAUUUGUGUCAGUACUAUAACUAUCCCUGGCUUAUUUUUAGAUGUGGGGUUCUCUUUUGCUUUAAAAAUGUGUGCAUCAGCCUUGGCUGGUGUGGUACAGUGGGUUGGGCAUCAUCCCAUGCACCAAAAAGUUGCAGUUGAUUCCUCGUCUACUCACACUGGGUCGUUAUUUUUAUACUGUUACAUUCUCUGUAUCACGGGGGUUGACCGAUCCUUAUAUUCAUCACACACUUCACAGUGGAUGAAUAAAGUAGUUGUUCAUAAGGAAACAGGAUCAUUGCCAAAAUAUACCCUACUAAAACAACCAGUGAUCUUUUGAAGCCUACUUUUCUGACUUUUACAAAUGGGAUAUAAAACAGGUCAUAACAUCGCCUAGCACGUAAGUAAAACUUUCAGUUGUAUUUCAUCAGAAAUCUGUUCAGGUCUGCUUUUUAUAAAAAUAAAAUAAACUUUUGCAUACUCCCAAUUGUAAACCUAUUUUGCCCCACCCUGUACAUAAACUAUAUCAUUUAUAAUAAAGGUGAUACAUAUGUCAUGUCUUUUGCAAAAUAUAAAAUAAAUCUAAUUUCUAACUAAAA
Molecule: messenger RNA, 2812 nt
Organism: Myotis daubentonii (Daubenton's bat)
Lineage: Eukaryota; Metazoa; Chordata; Mammalia; Chiroptera; Vespertilionidae
Gene: HAUS2
Product: HAUS augmin like complex subunit 2
Exons: 7
Coding region: 203-802 (199 amino acids)
Biological process (GO): spindle assembly; centrosome cycle; microtubule nucleation
Cellular component (GO): HAUS complex; centrosome; mitotic spindle microtubule
Source: RefSeq, a predicted model, not a curated record